This is a messenger RNA of Anisakis simplex (herring worm), 552 nucleotides long. The record is from the annotation of a GenBank genome assembly. NCBI's taxonomy places the organism in Eukaryota, Metazoa, Nematoda, Chromadorea, Rhabditida, Anisakidae.
AUGCGCACCUUACUCUUGUUCUCUUCUAUUCUCAUCGUUUUGUGCUCGUUUAAUGGCGCUAAUGGAAUAUUCCUUUACGGCAUGUCCUCAGGUCCUUUGCCAUGCACAUUAAAGAAUGGUGAAAUCUACCUUGGUAAUCUACCAUGGCGGACGCUUGAAGAAAACGAGAAAGAGGAAGGAGAGGCAUACCAGAAACGACUUGAGGAUUGCCACAAGAAGAACGAUUUUUCGGCAAAUUGCACUCAACCACCAGCAUUCUGUGGAGGAUCUAGUCUGAAGAUGUACACAUUCCCUCAGUGCAUUAUUUUGGGUCAAAAACUAUAUAAGAAAGAGAAAUUCGUACGUGAGCUGACGGAUGCCGAUAAAGCAGAGUUGAACCGUUUCAAUGAGAACGUCGAGAAGUUCAAGACGAAGGAGGCAGAGUUCGAGAAGAAGGUGGCCGCGGAACCACCCAGAAAGAUCCAGCCUCCACUUCUCCUUGGAGUUCUACGACCUGGUGCACCAGUACCACCUCAACCGCCUAAGUUCUGCUUCGAAAAAGAGUUCGACUGA